Molecule: messenger RNA, 4015 nt
Organism: Rhopalosiphum padi (bird cherry-oat aphid)
Lineage: Eukaryota; Metazoa; Arthropoda; Insecta; Hemiptera; Aphididae
Gene: fz2
Product: frizzled-5
Exons: 3
Coding region: 1033-2949 (638 amino acids)
Biological process (GO): non-canonical Wnt signaling pathway; canonical Wnt signaling pathway
Cellular component (GO): plasma membrane
Molecular function (GO): Wnt-protein binding; Wnt receptor activity
Source: RefSeq, a predicted model, not a curated record
CUCACGUCUCCCCCCCCCUCCGCCGAUCUUCCCGCGAACACCCCAGCCAGCUGGUCCACCACGUCAUUCCAAACAACAAUGUGCGUACGCGAGUAAUAUAAUAUAUACACACACACACACACACACAGACGCACACGCACGCACAAGAGGUUCUCCUGACCGUUUUCAUGCGGCGGCAGACUCGUUUCCCGAACGAUUUCGAAUCGCCUCGUUAACCGGGUGAAAUAAUAUAUCGGCGACGGCGCGGACCACUACAACAACUGCGCUAUUAUACACACACAACGACGUGCCUCACACGCACGCACGCGGUGUAAUAGUAGUAAUAAUCGGAGACGACCGGUCGGAGACCACGACUGCUGUUGUAUACGCGGCGCGCACCAGUCGUCCGACGUCGUUCGUGCCGUGCGUUAGUGCGUCGAAUCCGGUCGCUCGAAACCGUGUUUAGCCCGCGCGAUCUAAAUCGAUUUUAUCAUAUUAUCAAAAUAUUAUAAUAGUCAACACCGCCGAUCCUCUGACUUCUCGUGCGAUCUGUACGAUAAACAAUACUAUUAAUACGGCUACGUGUUGACACGGCGCGAGCGCAGACUGGACAGUGGUCGUCGUUUUGGCUGUUAUUGUUAUUGUUAUUUUUUUAAUACGCAUCGUUAUCAUUCGACUUCGCGCCGCAAAUGAGUUCGUUUCGAGUGUACGCGGCGGGACGACGCCGCAGGAUCGUCUCCUGCACCGUCCAACAGAGUCAGUGGUCGCUGUAGCCUUCCACCGCCGCUGUGGCCCGUGGUGGUUUCCGAGUGUUCCGAGAACGGCGGACCGCCGCGCCGGUUCUGCACUACACACACCCGUCAGUUUCUCGAUUCGUAUAUUGUUGUGAUUCAGAAAUCGUGUCGAGUUGCGGUCAUGAAGUUUCGUAACCACUCGGAAUCGUCGUCUCUGCGCAGAACUCGAGCGUGAAAAGAAUCCGUUUUUGUUGGAUACGACUGCGACUGCGGACUCGAGUGCCAGCCAGACGUUACCGUGCCGAUAGGUGCCGCAGACAUGUGCGCGGCGCCGACAUUAGUGGUGGCCGUGUUGUGUGCGAUCGCGGCCACCGCCGUCUGCAACAUGCAGCCGGUGGCCGUGACCAACACGGCGGCAGCGUCGGCCGGAGCUGUGGCCGGCGUGGCGGCCGUCCCGGUGUCGGGGCGCUGCGAAGAGAUUACCAUACCGAUGUGCCGGGGCAUCGGGUACAACAUGACGUCGAUGCCUAACCAGCUAAACCACGAGACGCAAGAGGAGGCCGGCAUGGAGGUGCACCAGUUUUGGCCGCUGGUCGAGAUCAACUGUUCGGCCGAUCUCAAGUUCUUCCUGUGUUCGGUGUACACGCCCAUCUGCAUCGAGGAGUACCAGCGGCCGUUGCAGGCGUGUCGGAGCGUGUGCGAACGGGCCCGCGACGGUUGUCUACCGGUCAUGCAGCGGUACGGGUUCGUGUGGCCGGAGAAGAUGCAGUGCGACAAGCUGCCGGUGCACGGCGGCCCGGAGCUGUGCAUGGCCCAGGACGUGUACGAGCAACAGCAGCACGGAUCGGUGAAACCGACCAAGAAACCGGCCGGGUUACCCGCGAACAAGUGCAAGCCGGGCAGCAGGGCCAAGGGAUGCGAGAAAUACGCGUUCGGCGGCAGCGGCGACGGUGUCGGCGACGAAGACGGGUGCGAGUGCAAGUGCAGGCCGCCACUGGUGCCCAUCGACAGGGAAUCGGUCCGGUACAACCGCAGUGGCGUGUCCGUGGCCGGCGUGGAUAACUGCGCGAUGCCGUGCCGGGGCGUGAUGUUCACCGACGACGAGAAGGACUUCGCGUCCACCUGGAUCGCGCUGUGGUCGAGCAUAUGUUGCGUCACCACGCUGAUGACGCUCACCACGUACACCAUCGACACGCAGCGGUUCAAGUACCCGGAAAAGCCGAUCGUGUUCCUGUCCGGUUGCUACCUAAUGGUUAGUCUCGGGUACCUGAUCCGAGUGUACGCGGGUCACGACGCGGUCGCCUGCGAGCCCGACGGUUCCGUCAAGUACAACGCAUCCGGGCCCACGCCGUGCACGCUCGUCUUCCUGUUGCUCUACUUCUUCGGCAUGGCCUCGUCCAUCUGGUGGGUCAUACUGGCGUUCACGUGGUUCCUGGCGGCCGGUCUCAAGUGGGGCAACGAGGCGAUCGCGUCCUACUCGCAAUACUUUCACUUGGCCGCCUGGCUGAUACCCACCGUCAAGUCGCUGGGUGUGCUGGUCAUGUCGGCCGUCGACGGGGACGCGUUCGCCGGCGUGUGCUACGUGGGCAACCAGAACCCGGACAACCUGAAAAUGUUCGUCCUGGCACCGCUCGUCGUCUACCUAGCGUUGGGCAUAUCGUUCUUGUUGGGCGGGUUCGUGUCGCUGUUCCGCAUUCGGAAUGUCAUCAAGCAACAGGUGGGCCGAAGUAAGGCUGACAAGUUGGAGAAGCUCAUGAUCAGGAUCGGCGUGUUCAGCGUCCUGUACACCGUGCCAGCAUCCGUCGUCAUCGGGUGCCACUACUACGAGGCCCGGUACAUGCCCGACCGCGUGGCUCACUUGGCGUGCCCGUGCUCCGAACCGAACCUCGACACCAAGCCGGUGUACACCAUGCUCAUGCUCAAGUACUUCAUGACGCUGGUAAUGGGCGUCACGUCGGGCGUGUGGAUAUGGUCUGGCAAGACGGUCGGCUCGUGGAAACGCCUGUCCCGUCGGCUGUUUGGAGGCGGCGGCGUUGGUGGCGGAAGCGGUGGCGGUCGCAUGUCCAAGGGCGGCCCCAACCCGGUGCUCGUCAACCCGGGCAAACAACGCAAGCAGCUACAGUACAUGCCGGCGCCGUCCGUGCCGGGCAGUACGCUGCCUUCGUCCCACCACCUGGCCCCGUCGUCCAGCCUGCACCACCACAUCAUCAAACAGGCGCCGCUUAGCCACGUAUGACAUCAGUACGCCACUCCUGCCCUUAGUUACGAGCAUCCAGACCCGUCCGAGGACAUGAUGCCCUCAACCACGGGGCUCAGCGACUAUGGUCCUCUUUAAAGGGUCGGGCAGGAGGAAUGAUGAUGAACCAAUAACCCAUCAGAAGUAUAAAAUAUGAUCUCGUUAUGUACUUUUAUUAUUAUUAUUAUAUUAUUAUAUUAUUAUUAUUAUUAUUAUUUCUGUAAAAUAUACUUCCUACUCGAACAGACGAACCGCCCACCACAUUUAAAACUCGGACUCGGCAUUGGAAACACAUCACAUCGAAAAUAGACGUGUGUCUUUGCUUAUAAUAGGUAACCUAACUACGUGGUUCACACCAAAAAUAGUAAAAUAUAUAAUGUAACUCCAUCGUUAAACCAAAUUACCGAUGUGACGUUUUCGACUGGUUUGACGAGUUGACUAGGUAAUUGAAACAAAAAACGUAUAGCUACCCUGUCGGCCUUAGGUUUAUUUUCUGGUGCUUUCCCCAAUUCAAUUUCAAAUUAUAUUAUUUUCAUUUUGUAAAUAACUUUAAAUUUAAGAAGCGUAUACUAGUCGUAGUAGUUAAGUUGUGUAUUUUUUUGUUUUUGUGUUAGCAUUAAGAAAUCCUUUUAUACUGUAAUUAAUGUAAAAAGGAAAAGACAACAUUCGGUUAUCCGAAAUUACUAUAAUUAACUCAUGUUUUUUUUUUUUAAAUAUAUAUAAAAAAAAUAUGAGUUGUUCGCCAAACUCGUGCAAUAUAUUAUAUUAUUAUUCCAAUGACUUUUUUUUGAUAAAAACAUAAAUUGUAUUAUUUGUAAGCCAUUUUAUUUAUACUAGACUUUUUGUCUCUUUUAGUCUUUUACUGCCCAAUAUUAUACGAAAAACAAACUGUAUACGUAAAUUAAGUGAUAAUAUUAUUAUAAACAUAUAUACAAGUAAGAUUAUUAUUCAUGCAUACAAAUUAUUUAUACUAUUUAUAAUAUAUAUAUUACUAUAUUGUAGAAGAAAAUACUGUACAUACUAUAAUAUGUUUUAAAUAAAAAUUGUACAUUUCAUGUUUUCAUAA